AUGACCAAAGGAAAAGAUUGCGGCGAAGAAGAAGUCAACCCCAAUUCAUUUACUCGUGAUAGCGACGGGAAACCGUGGCGAGUGGAGGAAAACGCGAUCCUCUGCCCCAAAUGCAACAUUGAGCUUCCAGGAAACGAGGAGAGGACUCUCAACGCGACAGCCGAUGGCUCUCUCGUCGUCACAUGGGACGGUGCUGAGGAUCCCGGGAACCCCAAGAACAUGUCCCAGCUGCGCAAAUGGAGCGUCGUCGUCGCCACCGGCCUCCUGACCUUCUGCGUCACCUUUGCCAGCAGCGUCUUCGCGACGACGUAUUCCGCCACCGCGGCCGAGUUCGGCGUCACCGAAGAAGUCAUGGUUCUGGGCCUGUCGCUAUAUGUGCUAGGGUUUGCUUUCGGUCCGCUGGUCUGGGGUCCGCUGUCAGAAACGUAUGGGCGCAUGGGGCCCCUUUUCGGAGGCAUGGCCGUGUUUGCCCUUUUCCAGAUCCCCGUCGCCGUGGCGCGGGACCUGCAGACCCUGUUCAUCUGCCGCUUCUUCGGCGGCGUGUUCGGGUCUGCGCCCGUCGCGAUCCUGGGGGGCAUGUAUGUCGAUUUCAUGGCGCCGAUCGACCUUGGUGUCGCGGCGGCGGUCUUUGCGGGCGCCGCGUUCCUGGGCCCUGCUGCCGGCCCGAUCUUGGGGAGCUUCAUCACCCAGUCCUCGCUCGGCUGGCGGUGGACGAUCUGGAUCACGCUCCUCAUGACCGUGGCCUUCGGCCUCCUCGUCUCGACCGUCACCCCGGAGACCUUUGAGCCGGUUCUUCUCCGCAGACGCGCGAGGGAGAGACGGCAUGCGACCAAGAACUGGGCUCUCCAUGCAAAGUCGGAAGAAUACCCGCUGGACCUCCGGACACUCCUCAAAAAAUACCUCACCAAGCCUCUGCAGAUGAUAGUCCUGGAGCCCAUUCUUGUCGUCGUCACGGUAUACAUGGCACUGGUGUACGGAAUCCUGCUUCUUACUUUCGAGGCGUACCCGAUAUCCUUCGAGGUCAAGAGGGGCUGGUCGCCCACGAUUGGAAGUCUGCCUUUUACAUGCAUCCUCGCCGGCGUCGUGGCUGGGUGCCUCGCCAUCGCGGCAUUCACCAAGACUUGGUACGCCCGACGCUGGGCCGCUGGCAUGACCAAACGGCCGACGCCUGAAGAUCGGCUCCCGCCCAUGAUCGCGGGAUCCGUUGUUCUUCCCAUCGGCCUGUUCUGGUUCGCAUGGACAUCCGACCCGUCCAUCCCUUGGGCGGCACAGGUUCUCUCGGGCCUGCCCAUCGGCGCGGGGAUCAUCCUGAUCUUCAUGACCGGCGUGGUCUACCUGAUGGACGUCUACGCCCGCAACGCCAACAGCGCGCUCGCGGUCAACACGUUCAUCCGCUUCGUCAUCGCCGCGUCGUUCCCCCACUUCACCUCCAGCAUGUACAUGUCCAUGGGUGUCGCGUGGGCCACCACCCUGCUCGGGAUACUGUGCGUCGUGUUGAUCCCCUUCCCCUUGCUGUUUUGGAGGCGCGGGGAGAAAAUCAGAGGCUGGAGUUGUUUUGCAUUCAACCCGGAAGCAUCAUGAGGCGAGGUCUUUCUUCC
This is a messenger RNA of Cladophialophora immunda, 1598 nucleotides long. RefSeq lists its product as uncharacterized. The record is from RefSeq and is a predicted model, not a curated record. The coding region runs from base 1 to 1581 and encodes 526 amino acids. The transcript has 4 exons. Gene Ontology annotation, biological process: transmembrane transport. Gene Ontology annotation, molecular function: transmembrane transporter activity. Lineage: Eukaryota; Fungi; Ascomycota; Eurotiomycetes; Chaetothyriales; Herpotrichiellaceae.